This is a messenger RNA of Lottia gigantea (owl limpet), 4116 nucleotides long. RefSeq lists its product as hypothetical. The transcript has 31 exons. Lineage: Eukaryota; Metazoa; Mollusca; Gastropoda; Lottiidae. Bases 1 to 3639 code for a protein of 1212 amino acids. The record is from RefSeq and is a predicted model, not a curated record.
AUGGCAUACGAGAGGAUUGCCACCGGAGUUAGACUGUCAGACUUUCACAAGGAUUACCCCUUUAGAUUUUUGAUGAUAAAAACGGUGCCAAACCAUUCUGCCACACCUCCAGGAUUACCUAAUGAAUGGUACGAAUCCGUAAAGAAAUUCAGAUUUCCUAGAAUCGUUCUGAAAGAUUCUCUUGGAAACCAGUUGGACACUUAUACCACAUUACAGGAGGCCAUUUAUAGAGACAGGUGGAAUGUAAAGCAAUCCCAAGAAGCAUCCAAACCAAAUGAAUGGCGACUCCCCAAAGCCCCGCCACCUGCUAGACCAGACUAUACCAGACGUGGACCUCCUGCACCGUCCAGACUCCGGAGUCAUCAGUAUCAUCAUCAGCAUCUAGUCAGCAAGGAUGAUUUGGAUAUUUGUUCGAAUAGAAGGGAGCCUAAUGCAGAUGAUGUCACAUAUGUCGCCGACAGUAUCGCAAAUCUUGAGCAACUGCUCCGGAAGAGUCUCCACGACGGAGAAGAGAUAUCCGGAUACAGGAACUACUUCCAGAUAGUUCACGGACUGUUUCUAGAGAAGAAAUACUUAUCGGAAACCAUCAAGAAAUAUCCAAGCUAUGUGUUCCCCGGAUUCUGUACAGGAUGUAGACGAGCUGGUUUGUGUUACGGAUGUGAAAGGAAUUCUCAGUUACACUACCAUGAGGAUUUUCAAUCUCGAACCGGCGGGGGCUACACCUACUGGAGACAUGACAGGGCCCAGUCCGAAAUCAGUAAGAAUAAUCCAAGAAAUUGGAAGAGAAUACAAGAGUCACAAUCCGCUGAUAGGCAAAUAGAUACUGCCGACAAAGUAGAGUCUAUAGCGGAAGUGUAUGAAGUCGACGGAAAGAAAAGACUGGUUCUAGGUAAUGAAGAAGGAGAUGCUCUUGAAGAUACUACCAUAGAAGAACUAUAUACUAUGAAAAUAUGGGAGAGAAUAACCGAUGCAGACUGUGACCAUAUCUUGUGUCUUGACGAAUCAGGUGUAGAGAUCCUCAUCCACAAGAAGAACCUACAGCAGAUCCUUGACAAGAUGCCAAAAGACCAUCCAGAUCGACAGACAAUACAGGACCUGCUCCUGAGUGGGUCUGACUCUGGGAAGCGGUUGUCGGUCACAGUGGAUAUCACCAGUAGAUUGGGUUCACUGACGCCUUCCUCUCGAGGUGAUGAGAGGCAAAGUCUUACGGGUUUCCUGGAAAAUUUACAAGAGAAGAGAAGUGGAACGUCAAGAGACAGUAAAGACGGGGAACUAACUGAAGAACAACCAACAAGACAGUCGCUGUAUAAAGCACCCAAACCAUUUCAACUGAAGCCUCGAGAACGUCGUCAUAUUGUCAGUCAGUCGCCCUUCUCCACAGACAGACAGUACAACAUCCAAACCGGAAGUGGUUUCCAGAUUAAAAAGAGCACCAAGGAACUGACCAAAUUUGUGGACGUAUCGACAGGGGGAGCAGCUUGGAAUGAACCGAAGAAGUUUGAGCUUCAGAAAUUUGACAGAGAUCAAAGAUUCCAUAAAGUAAAGAACGAGAAAGACGAAAGCUUGCUUCAGAAUAAUAACGGAGAUAGGGAUGAAGAUUUUGGAGAUUUUGAAAGACAUGAAAGGUAUGACUUCAGACGACUAGAACCUCUACUUUCACCCGAUUCUGGACUUGAGAGCGAGGUUAUGACAGAAUCUGUAAUGACUUGUGAAAGCAAUAAAGAAAACGAGGUCUCCCAGGAUCAAACUCAAGAUUGCGCUACAAUUCAGGAGUAUUGUCACCCGAUGGAAGACGCCACAGUUCAGUCUUUAAGAAUACGAGGAUUGUCUUCUGAUGACAGUCUCCUUUCUAAUAGAUCAGAUCGAGACAAUCAAAACAGAGCCAGUCGUUUUUCAGCAAAUGGAAAUCAAACAGACUGGAUGAAAACAACUUCACAAAAAUCAGAUUUAGAAAAACAAAAUGGCCGCGUUGAUGGCGAAGAAAUAUUGUCCAAUAAAAAGACUAGAAAUGAGAUCUUGAAGAAGAGCAGACGAUCAAGCCAGGAACGACAACUCUCUUGGGCAUCCACCAAAUCAGUACCAUCAGACGAUGACCAUCUUUCAGAAGUGGAGAAGGAGGACAGCUUCAUCUUUCCUGAAAGAGAGAUGAACAAGCUGAAACUUCCAAACUUUCAAGUUAAACGACUAUCACCUGACUUACCUAUCAUAGGAGCUGGGACCAAGGGGGACAGAAGAAAAUCCAGUAUGAAAUUCGCUGUUGAAGCCCCACCAGAGAUGAAACAACCACCCAAGAAACGACCUCCACCUCCAAAAUCCAGAAAACUGCCUAAAAUUCAGACGCCUAGACGAAAGAGGAAAGCCGCCGAAGCUCCAGUGUCACAAGAUGAAUUGAGAGAAAUCCACGAUCCCUUGGAUUUCUUGGCUAAAUACUGUAUCAUCAACCCAGUACGGUUGCCGUAUUAUGAGCUUAUCUUUGAAUCAGCGGUAUCGGAGAACAAACCAGAGUACGGUCUAUCAAACCUGAUGGCGCUGAAAGGAGAUGCCGAGUCUCCACGACAGCAUCUUCAGUCUCUAUCCAACCACGAGGUCUCCAUGCUUCGAGACAUGACUCUUAUUGGCCACAGCAGUCCUUCUAUACAGGCAGGAAACAUGGUAGAAGAAGAGUGUCUCAAGAAGUUAGAUUUUACCAUCGAAACACUGGAGUCCAAACGAUCAGAGCUGGAGAACAACUGGGGGAAUCUAGAAGCGAGACGGUUGUGUUUGAUUGCCCAGAUAGCCAUUGAAGAAUACCCAGGAAUCGACGGUGCCAGCUAUUCUCCACGAAAACAGAAAAAGGCUAAAAGAGACCCAGUUCAACAGUUUACAGAUCCUUCUGAAAUAACCCCAGAUGUAAUUAUACAACGACUGGAUAAGAAAGGCUAUCAACAGAUCUGUAAGAAUGACAGUGUUCGUCAGAUUGAUCUGGAAAUGGAGAGAUGUCAACAGAAAUCACUAGAAGUUGCCAGUCGUCUUGCUCAUAAAAACGAGGAGCGUUCGAUAUUACUUAGCUACUGUGAAGAUGAAUACAUUAACAGACAGUUUACAGAAACACACCCUGCUGAUUUCAGACGACAGCAAAGUGUCCUGUAUAACACAUUGAGACCAACGCCAGAUUACGAGAUUAAGUUGGAUAAUCUACGGGAGUCUUUACAGCAGGUGAACAAUCAUCUACUUACGGAUCGGGAAUGCGACUUCUUAUAUCAUGUAUUGGACUUACCAGGACGAGAGAAGAUCAACUUCCGGUUGUUUUCUGUUGUGGCUGCUCUAUCUGAAAAAGUAACACAAUUAGAUCCGAUGAUUCGACAGCUGAUGAAUAAACAUGAUUACAAAGCCUUGGAUAUCAAGAUGGAGAAAUGUAGAGAAUUAUUCAGUUUUCUACAAGAAGAUAUGGAAUCAGGGGACGCAACUUCUACCAGCCUGAUCCUGGAACUAACGGCUGGUGGUCUAACACAUGAACAUAUUCAUUAUGUACUGAGUAAAUUUAACAGAGAAGGAAGGGGUUUGAUAGAUUUUAUGGAUUUCGUCACCUAUAUACCGUUAUUUGUUGAGAUCCAUCAGCGGAUUAUUAAAGAUCCUCUCAAUGAAGACCAAGACUUGUAGCCGAUCUAAUUAUUUUAUCACUGUGUGCUUUAUUUAACGAAUUAGGGGCCAGGAUAUCUUUGUCAUAAUACGUGCCAUAACUUCAGGGGAAUAUGUCGAAAUAUAGAACUUCUGCCAGUGGCUGCUGCAAAACUAUGGAUUUGGGAGGGGUGGGGAAGCACCGGGAAUAAAACUAUGGAUUCGGGAGGGGUGGGGCAUCGUGGAUAAAACUAUGUAGGCCUAAAUUAAGGGCUUAACUCAAGCAUUUUAUGUCAUUUAAAACAGUAUUCUUUACGAUGAAAAAAUGCACAUUUCCACUAAUUUUUGAGCCUUUAGAGCCGCCCAUGUCUUCUAUAAUAUAUACGUACCGUACCUACACUCAGUUUACAACCGGUGUGUACAAUAAAUCUUAUAUAUCAUCUUAUCAAAAUGUUGGUUUUAUUCAUUGUCAUGUUUGUAGCAUGUUUGAGUCAGAGAAAAUAAAAUGUUUCUUUUUUU